This is a messenger RNA of Eleginops maclovinus (Patagonian blennie), 3089 nucleotides long. It is a transcript of the gene slc9a8, whose product is annotated as solute carrier family 9 member 8. NCBI's taxonomy places the organism in Eukaryota, Metazoa, Chordata, Actinopteri, Perciformes, Eleginopidae. The record is from RefSeq and is a predicted model, not a curated record. Bases 35 to 2065 code for a protein of 676 amino acids. Gene Ontology annotation, biological process: proton transmembrane transport; potassium ion transmembrane transport; sodium ion transport. Gene Ontology annotation, cellular component: membrane. The transcript has 16 exons. Gene Ontology annotation, molecular function: potassium:proton antiporter activity; sodium:proton antiporter activity.
CUCAACCAGGAAGUGAUGUGAUGUCAACAGAUACAUGGAGCUGUCGACAUGGAACUUCCCGUCUUUUUUAUUUAAAAACGUUGCUUUUAGGUCUAAAUGCACCUGUUUGAGAAUGAGAGGCGUUAACCAUAAGGUUUUGUUGCUGUCCUUUUUGCUGUUAUGUGUAAAUCCGUGUGUGCCAGAGCGAGCUGAGAGGGAGAACUCGUUGGACCUGCGUGAUGGAGAGGACCAAGUGGAUGUGAAUCAUAAGGCUAUUCCAGUUAAAAGCCAGCAAACAAUAAAACAUGAUGGAGAAGAUGGAAACGAUUCAAUCGACACACGAAAGAAGGGGCAGUCUCUCAGCAAGUCCAAUGACACUGAUAACAGCAACGAAACCCUCCACUCUACAACACAUGCUGCCAAGCCAACGCCCCCGGCUCCCCCAACCGCCAAGCCCAUUCUUCCUGUCCAGACAGGGGUCAAGGCCCAAGAAGAAGAGCAGUCCAGCGGGUUGACCAUUUUUUUCAGCCUAUUGGUUAUUGGUAUCUGCAUCAUAUUGGUGCACCUGCUUAUCAAGUUCAAACUGCAUUUUCUUCCAGAAAGUGUGGCUGUUGUCUCCCUCGGAAUUCUAAUGGGAGGUUUUAUUAAGAUUAUUGAGUUCCAGGAACUGGCCAACUGGAAGGAGGAAGAAAUGUUCCGACCCAACAUGUUCUUCCUUUUGCUUCUUCCGCCCAUCAUCUUUGAAUCCGGAUACUCUUUACAUAAGGGUAACUUCUUCCAGAACAUUGGCUCCAUUACUCUCUUUGCUGUGAUCGGCACAGCUAUCUCUGCCUUCAUAGUCGGCGGAGGGAUCUAUUUCCUCGGGCAGGCUGAUGUGAUCUAUAAGAUGUCAAUGACUGAUAGCUUUGCCUUUGGCUCACUGAUCUCAGCUGUGGAUCCCGUGGCUACCAUCGCCAUCUUUAACGCCCUAAAUGUAGACCCGGUCCUCCAAAUGCUGGUGUUUGGUGAGAGCAUCCUCAAUGACGCCGUCUCCAUUGUCCUCACAAACACGGCGGAGGGCUUUACCCGCUCAGACAACUCCACAGUAACAGGCUGGGAGACUUUCUUACAAGCGUUGGGUUAUUUCCUUAAAAUGUUCUUUGGUUCUGCUGCUCUGGGAACCCUCACUGGACUCAUCUCGGCUAUUUUUUUAAAACACUUCGAUCUGAGGAAGACUCCUUCGCUGGAGUUUGGUAUGAUGAUAAUCUUUGCGUACCUUCCCUAUGGACUGGCAGAAGGCAUCAAACUGUCUGGAAUAAUGUCCAUCCUGUUUGCGGGAAUCGUGAUGUCUCACUACACCCAUCACAACUUGUCUCCUGUCACCCAGAUCCUCAUGCAGCAGACACUGCGCACAAUGGCCUUCAUGUGUGAAACAUGUGUGUUUGCCUUCCUGGGUCUCUCCAUCUUCAGCUUCCCUCAUAAAUUUGAAAUAUCCUUCGUCAUCUGGUGCAUAGUCCUGGUUCUUUUAGGCCGAGCAAUAAACAUCUUCCCUCUGUCCUUCCUGCUCAACUUCUUCAGAGAUCACAAGAUCACUCCCAAAAUGAUGUUCAUCAUGUGGUUCAGUGGUUUGCGAGGUGCUAUCCCUUAUGCCUUGAGCCUCCAUCUGGGCCUGGAGCCAAUUGAGAAACGGCAGCUUAUUGGCACCACCACCAUCAUCAUCGUUCUCUUCACCAUCCUCCUCAUGGGGGGCGGGACCAUGCCACUCAUUCGCCUCAUGGACAUUGAGGAAAGCCAGUCGCGGCGUAAGAACAAGAAAGACAUUAAUCUCAGCAAGACGAAGAAGAUGGGUAAUACCAUUGAAUCAGAGCACCUAUCUGAAUUGACAGAGGAGGAGUAUGAGGCACACAUCUACCAGAGACAAGAUCUGAAGGGCUUUAUGUGGCUUGAUGCUAAAUACCUUAACCCCUUCUUCACUCGAAGGCUCACUCAAGAGGACCUGUUACAUGGCCGAAUCCAGAUGAAGACACUGACCAACAAGUGGUACGAAGAAGUUCGCCAGGGACCCUCAGGAUCUGAGGAUGAUGAUGACGAAGCUGAACUUCUGUGAACGGAACAAACAUUUUCCGUAUGCUGCACGUCUUUAGUGCGCAGUGGUUUUGGAAUGUGUCAAAUUCCAGUGGGGUUCCUAUAAAACUGGAAUCGUAAAUUGUAACACUGGAAGCAAAAAAAAGACUUAUCUGUGAAAUGAUGUUUCUCCUAUAAAUGCCAUAUUGUUAUUUGCUAAACCAACACAGGAAGUUUGGUUGAUUUCUUUCCCAGAUGCUUCUUUACAACGCUAAGGUCUGAAAGUAAUAUUGGAGGAAAGCCAAGAGGGAAUUUCUCUAUGUAAAGCAAUACUGAAGCACCUUUUCGCUUUGUUUUGUUCUCCACUUUUGUAUUGCUCUGAUCAAAACAGAUCAGGUUUGCAGGAAGUGUAACUGUGUGUCAGCAGAAGGAUGCAUCAUAAUGUUGCUACAGGCUCCAUUUUAAAAGUAUGAUUUGGAAUAGGCCACAGGUUGCAGCUUUGAAUGGCUUCCUAUUGAACUUGAUUUAAUUCUCUCCGGCUUUCUACAUUUGUAUGCAUUAAUGAAUCUGACUGAGCCCAUACAUACGCAUAUAAUGACGAAUACAAAAAAAAGAAGCAGCAGUGAAGCUGAGCUACCACUACAGCCUCCAGUAACACAGCAAAUUAAGAGAAAUACAGGAGGGAGUUAAAACUAAUGAAAAUAAUCAUUUUAAAAACAUUAAAUACCUCGUUUACGGGACAAUAAUUAUGCUCAAGGAUUUUGCUUUCAUUUGAAAUUUUGGAUACAGUUUGCCUUCCCUAAAUCAGGUUUUCUGUGCUUUUUUCAGUCUCUUCUGUGGCUCUUUCCACAAAAUGUGUAUGUUAUGAAAUGCUGCUUUUGUGAUUGUUCACUAUGGCUUCCUAAUGGAUGUGUGGGUAACUGGGAAUAAUAGCUUGUGAAUGUGAAUUAUUUUAUAUUUAUUUAUCAGAUAUUUAUGUGUUGUUUGUGGGCCAAAAACCUUUUUACUAGCUCUAUGAGCACUGCAGAAUUAAUAAGAAAACAUAUUAAAUAAAAACAUAUCCUUAA